Messenger RNA from Pogona vitticeps (central bearded dragon), 6099 nucleotides. Lineage: Eukaryota; Metazoa; Chordata; Lepidosauria; Squamata; Agamidae. The record is from RefSeq and is a predicted model, not a curated record.
CUCGAUGUUUUGAGUGUGUGCGCGCGUGUGUGUCUCUGUGUGUGUGCGCGCCCCCCUCCACGUUUCUCUGAAAUUGACGCCCCAAGGGGGAGCGAUCGGAAGAAGAUCGAGAUCGCGCAUCACGCAUCCGAUUGCCUCGUGUUUCCUAAUACCUGCGGGGGCUCAAGCCCUGCCGUCCUGGCGGCAGGAUGGUUUAGGGAUCCCUGAAUGGAGGAACCCGAAAGGACUGGAUCUCAGAAGGCCAGCUGUUGUGUAUCCUGCUUUGGGAUGACCAGAGUGGCUCCCAGUUGCUGACAGCUCCAGCACUGAAUGCAGCAUGGCCCGUCUCAUCCACGCCCUAUGGAGUCUCUGCAUCACCACCAUCCUUGUCACCUCAGCCACACAAGCAGGUCUGAGCCGGGCUGGCUUACCUUUCGGUCUGGUUCGACGGGAAUUGGCAUGCGAGGGCUAUCCUAUUGAGCUGCGCUGCCCAGGCAGUGAUGUCAUCAUGGUGGAAAAUGCCAAUUAUGGGCGCACGGACGACAAGAUCUGUGACGCCGAUCCCUUCCAGAUGGAGAACGUCCAGUGCUACCUUCCAGAUGCUUUCAAAAUCAUGUCCCAAAGGUGCAAUAACCGGACGCAAUGUGUUGUGGUGGCUGGUUCGGAUGCUUUCCCAGACCCUUGCCCCGGCACCUACAAAUACCUGGAGGUCCAGUAUGACUGUGUCCCCUACAUAGAAGUGGAACAGAAAGUAUUCGUUUGCCCGGGGACGCUGCACAAGAUCCUGGAACCUACCUCAACCCAUGAAUCAGAACACCAGUCUGGUGCCUGGUGCAAGGACCCCCUUCAAGCUGGAGAUCGAAUCUAUGUCAUGCCGUGGAUUCCAUACCGGACAGAUACACUGACCGAGUACGCUUCAUGGGAAGACUAUGUGGGUGCCCGUCACACCACCACAUAUCGCCUACCCAACAGGGUUGACGGCACCGGCUUUGUGGUGUAUGAUGGAGCUGUCUUUUACAACAAGGAGCGGACACGCAACAUUAUCAAGUAUGAUCUGCGGACACGCAUUAAGAGUGGGGAGACAGUUAUCAAUACAGCCAAUUAUCAUGAUACCUCACCCUACCGUUGGGGUGGCAAAACUGACAUUGACCUUGCUGUGGAUGAAAAUGGGCUGUGGGUCAUCUACGCCACUGAAGGAAACAACGGACGGCUAGUAGUGAGCCAGCUCAAUCCCUACACACUACGCUUUGAGGGCACUUGGGAGACUGGCUACGACAAGCGCUCAGCAUCCAAUGCCUUCAUGGUGUGUGGGGUGCUCUAUGUGGUACGAACAGUCUACGUAGAUGAUGACAGUGAAGCAGCUGGUAACCGUGUUGACUAUGCCUUCAACACCAACAUGAACCGUGAAGAACCCAUCUCCCUGACCUUCCCAAACCCUUACCAGUUCAUCUCCUCCAUUGAUUACAACCCCCGUGACAACCAGCUUUAUGUAUGGAACAACUACUUUGUCUUGCGCUACUCCCUUGAAUUUGGCCCUCCUGACCCUAGCACUGGCCCUGUCACCUCAACGCCACUCAGCACUACGACCACCAUCCGUCCCACAACAAUAACCAGCACCAUCUCACCUGCUGCCACAACAACUACACGGCAAGCACCUCUUACCACCCAUCCCGUCGGUGCCAUCAAUCAGAAGGGUACAGAGGCGCACCCCGUCACGGCCAUAGUCCCCAGCACUCGCCGCCCACCAGCAAACAACCAGCAUCUCACCCCAGAGCUCUUCUGCGAGGCCAAGGAGGUGCGGCGUGUGCAGUGGCCGGCCACCCAACAAGGCAUGCUGGUCGAGAGGCCAUGUCCUAAAGGCACACGAGGCAUUGCUUCCUUCCAAUGUCUUGCAUCUCUUGGAAUCUGGAACCCACGAGGGCCUGAUCUCAGCAACUGCACAAGUCCUUGGGUCAACCAGGUGGCACAAAAGAUCAAGAGUGGAGAGAAUGCAGCCAAUAUUGCCAGCGAGCUUGCCCGUCACACACGUGGCGCCAUCUAUGCUGGAGAUGUCAGCUCCUCUGUCAAACUGAUGGAACAGCUCCUGGACAUCCUGGAUGCCCAACUUCAGGCACUGCGCCCCAUCGAGAGAGAGUCAGCUGGCAAGAACUACAACAAGAUGCACAAGAGAGAAAGGACAUGCAAGGACUAUAUCAAGGCUGUGGUAGAGACAGUGGACAACCUCCUGCGACCGGAGGCAUUAGAGUCCUGGAAGGACAUGAAUGCCACAGAGCAAGUGCACACAGCCACCAUGCUGCUGGACAUCCUGGAGGAGGGAGCCUUCUUAUUGGCUGACAAUGUCAAAGAGCCAGCCCGCUUUGUCACUGCCAAGAGUAAUGUGGUGCUGGAGGUGUCAGUGUUGAAUACAGAGGGACAGGUGCCAGAUAUUGUAUUCCCAAAUGAAUAUGCUACCAGAAACUCCAUUCAGCUCUCAGCCAACACAAUCAAGCAAAACAGCCGUAAUGGGGUGGUCAAGGUUGUCUUUAUCCUGUACAACAAUCUGGGAUUUUUCCUCUCAACUGAGAAUGCCACCAUUAAACUGGGUAGUGAGGUUGGUCCGCUCAGUCCCUCCUUGGUUGUCAAUUCACAAGUUAUUGCUGCCUCUAUCAAUAAGGAAUCCAGCCGUGUUUUCCUUAUGGACCCUGUGAUCUUCACUCUUUCACACUUGGAGGACAAGAACCACUUCAAUGCCAACUGCUCCUUCUGGAACUACUCAGAACGCUCCAUGAUGGGAUACUGGUCCACACAGGGUUGCCGGCUGGUGGAAACCAACAGGACCCACACCACUUGUGCCUGCAGCCAUCUCACCAACUUCGCUGUGCUGAUGGCACACCGUGAAAUUUACCAGGGCCGCAUCAAUGAGCUGCUGCUCUCUGUCAUCACGUGGGUGGGCAUUGUGAUUUCCCUGGUCUGCCUGGCCAUUUGCAUCUCCACCUUCUGCUUUCUGCGUGGACUGCAGACUGACCGCAACACCAUCCACAAAAAUCUCUGCAUCAAUCUCUUCAUCACAGAGCUCCUCUUUCUCAUUGGCAUCGAUAAGACACAGUAUGAGAUUGCCUGCCCCAUUUUUGCAGGCCUGCUGCACUACUUCUUCCUGGCUGCAUUCUCCUGGAUGUGCCUGGAGGCCAUCCACCUUUACCUCAUGCUGGUUGAGGUCUUCGAGAGCGAGUACUCCCGCAAGAAAUACUACUACUUAGGGGGCUAUUGCUUCCCUGCUCUGGUUGUGGGUAUUGCUGCUGCCAUUGACUACCGCAGCUAUGGCACCGAGAAAGCAUGCUGGCUUCGUGUGGAUAAUUACUUCAUCUGGAGUUUCAUUGGACCCGUCUCUUUUGUCAUUGUGAUCAACCUGGUGUUCCUCAUGAUCACACUGCACAAGAUGAUCCGCAACACAUCCGUCCUGAAACCAGAUUCCAGUCGAUUGGACAACAUCAAGUCAUGGGCACUUGGAGCCAUCACCCUCCUUUUUCUCCUGGGGCUCACCUGGGCAUUUGGCCUCCUCUUCAUCAACAAGGAGUCUAUUGUUAUGGCCUACCUCUUCACCACCUUCAAUGCUUUCCAGGGCAUGUUCAUCUUCGUGUUUCAUUGUGCUUUGCAGAAAAAGGUUCACCGUGAAUUCAGCAAAUGCCUGCGACAUGCAUCCUGCUGCCUGCGGAGUCCACCAGGGGCCACUCUGGGCUCCCUCAAGACUUCAGCCAUCCGUAGCAACAAUCGUUACUACACUGGAACGCAGAGCCGGAUCCGAAGAAUGUGGAACGAUACUGUAAGGAAACAAACUGAGUCCAGCUUCAUGGCAGGUGACCUCAACAGCACCCCCACCCUUAACCGAGGUACCAUGGGGAACCACCUGCUGACUAACCCCGUGCUGCAGACACGGGGCGGGACCAGUCCCUACAACACACUUAUUGCUGAGUCUGUGGGCUUCAACCCUGCCUCGCCCCCUGUCUUCAACUCCCCAGGGAGCUUCCGAGAGUCCAAGCACCCCCUGAACAACAGCCGAGACGCCUGUGGCAUGGACACCCUCCCGCUCAAUGGCAACUUCAAUAACAGCUACUCCCUCCGCAGUGGCGACUUCCCAGCCGACGGCACCAAGAUGGCUGACUGCCGACGGAACCUGAGCGACGCUGCGGCCUUUGAGAAAAUGAUCAUCUCUGAGUUGGUGCAUAACAACUUGAGGGGGGGAGGGAGUGGUGUGGUCAAGGGAGGCGGGGGUUCCACUGAGAGCUCCAACCCUCCUGGGCCCCCUCCCCCUCCCAAUGUAGUAGCAGGGGGAGGGGGCACCAACAAUGAGGAUGACGCCAUUGUGCCUGAUGCCCCUUCCUUGACCCAUGAGGAGAACAUGGAAAUUGAACUUAUGUAUAAGGCCUUAGAGGAGCCGCUCUUGCUUCAGAGGGCACAGUCCAUCCUCUACCAGAGUGACCUGGAGGAGUCGGAGAGCUGCACAGCUGACCUAACAGAAGGGGGUGACGGCCAAGCCCCUUCGCCCAACAGGGACUCUUUGUACACCAGUAUGACCAACCUGAGGGACUCCCCAUACCCGGACAGCAGCCCCGAGGCAGUUGGGGAAGUGCUUCCUCACGCCCAAGCCAUCAAUGAAAUCUACUAUACCAACCGGCCAGCCUUGGUGCCACGCAGCCAGCUCCAGGCCUACUACCAAGUCCGAAGACCCAGCAAUGAUGGCUAUUUGGUCCCAGGAAGCUUAGAAAACCCAGCAGUAGAGGGAGAUGGCCAAAUGCAGCUGGUGACCAGCCUCUGAGGGGCUGCAAAGGGACUUGAGGGACCAUACCCCUGACCCCAAUACGGCCUCCUUGCCGUGACCUGAACAUUUUCAUUUUUUUUUCCUGGAGGAAAGGGUGGGGAAGAAGAGAAUGGAGCAGGGCUGGGGAAUGAACCGAGGGGAGGAGGUGGCGGAAGAAAGAGCUGAGGCAGAGAGGGCUUCUCCAACGGGGUGGCAGCCAUUUUCUCCAGCUUUCCUUCUACCCAAUGGAAGUUUUCCAGAGAGAAGUCGACACUUGGCCUAUUUGGUUAUGUCGAUUCCUUUUCCAGGCAAUUACAAUGGAGGAAGGAGGGAAGUUUCUAGGCUAAAAGGAUGAGACCUAUUUUGUCAUUACCUCCAACCUAGAAAAUGGCGGGUUGUAGGGAGGAAAAUAGAUUGAAAAAAGAUUUUUCUUCAAAAAAAAAAGUUUCUUUUUAUUGCUACAAAACUCAAAGCCAUGAGGGUGCCACAUAUGCAGAGAACGGGGCACCCUGGGGAAACGCUUUGCCUCCUGGCUCAGCACCUGCUCUCCACCCUCCCCUCGUCAUGACUUUGUCGGCCUGCUUUUCAGGUCAGGAUGAAGAGCAAACAGGGCCUUAAUGGCACUUGGCCUUACUGGGGCAUAGGUACAACUGUUGCCAACAAACAAAACAACAACAAAGUACCAUAGAAAGAGGAAGGUGUUUUGGGGGGAAAGAGGAAGGAGUUGUUCCGAGGAAGCUAAGCCCAGAAGCUGCCUUUCAGUAUUUGUUGACUGUCACAUAUAUCAGCAAGAUUUGCAUCUUAGGUUCUUUUUUUUUUUCAGAUUGGCAGGGCAGCAGGAAGGUUUCCUUGUUUCUCUCUUAUUUUUAAAAGCCCAUGUAGGAAUGUUUGACUUGCACCAUUGUUUUGGGAGAAGAAAAAGGAAGUGGCACUGAGAUGGCUAUCUUUGGACUUUAUUUUUUUAUAAAUUUUGUGGCUGCAUUUAGUGGCAAUUUCCCUCUUAGCUGCUUUGGUCUGGCCACCUGGUGUGAAAUAAAAUGUCACAAAAUAGCAGUGGAGGAGGGAUGGGCGUGGGGGGAGGCAGUUCUUCCUGUGCCAUCCCUUGAUCUCAGUUCUGUCAGUCCCCUACGUAGGCCAAGUGAGUUGCUGCUCCAGCAUUUAGCAGGGAUGCAAGAAGAAAACUCUGCUCUUCCGUUUCAUUCCUCCCUACAAAGAAGUGAAAGUCAAGAGUACCUGAAAUGCAAAUAUGGCUGCCAUCCGAACACAUUUGGGACCACAUGGGGGCGGGGCGGGGGAAGAGGCCUGUUGAACUUUUAUUUUUCCAAGCUGGAUAGUAUGUCCUUCAG